Messenger RNA from Diospyros lotus (date-plum), 1025 nucleotides. Its product is annotated as 60S ribosomal protein L10-like. NCBI's taxonomy places the organism in Eukaryota, Viridiplantae, Streptophyta, Magnoliopsida, Ericales, Ebenaceae. Gene Ontology annotation, molecular function: structural constituent of ribosome. The transcript has 4 exons. Bases 138 to 800 code for a protein of 220 amino acids. Gene Ontology annotation, cellular component: cytosolic large ribosomal subunit; ribosome. The record is from RefSeq and is a predicted model, not a curated record. Gene Ontology annotation, biological process: ribosomal large subunit assembly; translation.
UUCCUCUAUAUAUAAUAUAUUCAUGGACUUCUUGUUGUCUCCAAGGAGCUCAAUUCUUAUCCGCUCGUUUGAUCGAUCGGAGCCUCGCAUCUGCACUGUAGAGAGAGAAAGUGAGAGAAGCUACAAGGAGUUCGACAAUGGGAAGGAGGCCUGCAAGGUGUUAUCGCCAGAUAAAGAAUAAACCGUAUCCAAAAUCACGGUUUUGCAGAGGUGUGCCAGACCCAAAGAUCAGAAUUUAUGAUGUUGGUAUGAAGAAGAAAGGUGUGGAUGAGUUCCCUUUCUGUGUGCAUUUGGUCUCCUGGGAGAAAGAGAAUGUCUCCAGUGAGGCGUUAGAAGCUGCACGUAUUGCAUGUAACAAAUACAUGUCUAAGUAUGCUGGAAAAGAUACAUUUCAUUUGAGGGUUCGUGUGCAUCCUUUCCAUGUUUUACGCAUCAACAAGAUGCUUUCAUGUGCUGGUGCUGAUCGUCUUCAAACUGGGAUGCGGGGUGCAUUUGGCAAACCACAAGGUACCUGUGCUCGUGUUAGCAUUGGUCAGGUACUGCUGUCUGUUCGCUGCAAGGAUUCCAACAGCCAUCAUGCUGAAGAGGCUCUACGCCGUGCAAAGUUCAAAUUUCCUGGCAGACAGAAGAUCAUUGCCAGUAGGAAAUGGGGGUUCACUAAGUUCAGCCGCACUGAUUAUGUGAAGUGGAAGGCAGAAAACCGGAUUGUGCCUGAUGGUGUCAAUGCAAAGCUCCUUGGAUGUCACGGACCCCUGGCACAGCGUCAACCCGGACAAGCAUUUCUUCCGACAACAGCUUAAUUAGGAUCUUGUUGCUUCCAUAGCGCAGAUACAUAGAUUAUCUAUCAAUCUCCCUGUGAAUGUUUCGAACUAAUAUUUGCCUGAGUGCUUAUUAUGCGCUUGUUGAAUUUGUUCUUCAGGCAGAUGUAAUAAAUUACUGGUUUGAACCUUGAUGUGUGUGUAAUAAGCCAUUGGUAAGGCGUUGUUUAUGCCUUCAAAAUGCAUCAUGUGUGACAUUAUUGGGUA